Messenger RNA from Ogataea haglerorum, 738 nucleotides. RefSeq lists its product as uncharacterized. Bases 1 to 738 code for a protein of 245 amino acids. NCBI's taxonomy places the organism in Eukaryota, Fungi, Ascomycota, Pichiomycetes, Pichiales, Pichiaceae. The transcript has 2 exons. The record is from RefSeq and is a predicted model, not a curated record.
AUGAAGAUUGCUGUCGCAACUACGUAUAGCUUUGCGUGCGGUAAGGAGGAUUUGGCCUGCAGCACAAUACACAAAUGCAGGUCAAAAACAGGCGAAAAGUACAGCCAAGCAGGAACGCCGCCAGCGCAAACGAAAACGGUGAACGACUCAAUAUUGCAGACUGCAGCACGAGAAGCCUACGAGCAGCUCAUAGGGGCACCGUUCCGAGUGGCAGGGAAGGGGCGACGGCGCCAGCGCCAGAGCGUGUGUGGCACAAAAAACAGAAAGCAGGGUGCACAACAUAAAGCGCGACGUAACACGACAGGUCUGUUGUGGUGGGCGCAGAGAUAUCCAGAUUCGGCCGUUGCUGGCGAGGAACUGCUACGUUGCGCUGUGCCACGACAAGAUCGCGCUAUCGCUGUAUUCCGGGAGAUGGCAAGCGUGCGGCGCAGAACUGCAGAAAUGCAACUAAAAAAUAGAUCAGAUGCCAUUGCGCGACGGUGCAGAGCUGUUAUUCAAAGACUGGGCCACCCGAACGGCAGCAUUGUCACGCAUGGCCGGUCCGCAGACCUGGGACAGCAACAUGGACACUCUGUAGACGACCUGCAGGAGUUUUUUGAGAAGCUGGACGUGCACAUCUCUUCGGAGACAGGCUUCGCCAACAACCUGUGCCGUAUGGUGCCAGUGCUGGUUCUGCCGCAACGCAGGCCCGAGGCGUGCAAACGCAGCUUGGACCAUCCACAACAUCGACGUCGAUGA